AUGACCUCCAUACUUCCAGGUUCCAUGCCCUGGCAUGAGGGUGAGCAGAAAAUGCAUAAUUUGCUUCACGUUCCCCCACGAGAUAACCCCACAGUUCCAAGCCUCACCUAUAAUGCUGGCUAUCUACUGCCACGCGCUCCACUUUUGGCUAUUGGGACUAUUGAUUCCGAAGGACGCCCCUGGACAAGCAUCUGGGGCGGCGAGAAAGGAUUCGCUAGUCCUACUUCGCAAACCACGGUCGACCUGACCACACCUGUCGACAGGAGACAUGAUCCCGUCGCUGAAAUACUGCUGGGACCACCGGAAGGUGACUUGGCGGAUUCCACGCGCGGCGGAAAACUGAUGUCUGGAUUAGUCUUCGAUCUGGAAAAUCGGAAGAGAGUGAAGCUUCACGGCAGGUCGAUUGCGGGGUCGUUGGAAAGUCCCAGCGCAGUGUCAGGUUCAGACCAGGCAUGCGGCACAGCUGACGAAUCAGGAAACUGUCCAAAGUAUAUGAAUAAGAAGCAGAUCGUUCCUGCCCUUCCAAAUCCGAAGCUGGUGUCAAGCUCACCUCAACUGACCCCGGCGGCUGUAGACCUUCUCAAUCGUGCUGACUGCCUGUUUGUCUCUUCGGCUCAUGGUACAAUUGACAUGGACACAAACAUCCGUGGAGGUCCUCCUGGAUUUGUGCGACUGGUGUCUAAUGGGCCACGUGGGGCUGUAUUUGCUUAUCCAGAAUACUCAGGUAAUCGACUAUACCAGACUCUAGGUAAUCUCCAGACCAAUCCUCGAUCAGGAUACGUCUUCCCGGACUUUGACACGGGAAAUGCGUUAUACGUGACCGGGGAAGCGCGGAUUCUGGUAGGCCAAGAUGCAGCACAGGUGCUUCCGCGGUCAAAUCUGGCAGUCGUGGUCACCGUCACAGCUGCGCGAUAUGUGGAAAAGUCCCUCUCCUUCCGCGGUAUCGCCGGGGAGCCGUCUCCAUACAAUCCUCCGGUGCGAUAUCUGGCCACAGAAAAGGUCAGUGCGGCCGAUCCCAAGGAAGAUAGCUCUAUCACAGCAACUCUUAUCCGGAAAGAGAUUCUUACUCCAGCCAUUGCUCGUUUCCGAUUCCGCAUCUCCGAUCCAGUCAAACUUGGAAAGUGGAUUCCAGGGCAGUACGCGACAUUCUCGUUCUGGGAUGAGCUGAAUCUUGGCUACAGCCACAUGCGAGACGAUGACCCGACCAGCCUCAAUGACGAUUAUGUCAGGACGUUCACUAUCUCAUCUUAUCCAGGCGAGGGAAUCUCUACAUCAGAGUUUGAAAUAACAGCCAGGAAGCACGGUAAUGUGACUCGCUAUCUUUGGGGAGUCAAUGAACGAGCCGGCCUUGAGGUCCCUCUCAAAGGGGUCGGGGGAGAAUUCCAGAUAAACUCAUCGGGAAAUGAGAUCCUGCCUUUUAUAGUAGGUGGCAUUGGGAUAACGCCUGUGCUUGCCCAGCUUCCCAGUCUGGAUCUUAGUCGGCUACAACUAUUGUGGUCUAUAUCAAUCAGCGACGUGGGUUUGGUGUGGGAUACGUUCAAGCGGUUUCCGGCGCUGCCCAGAUCGACGUCUUUGUUUCUCACCGGGUCUGACCCGGAGGACGAGCUCAUCAAGCGGCAGUAUGAGGUUGUCGUCUCCUCUGGAGCACAGAUUUCUCGACGCAGGAUAGACACAGAUGAUUUGGAUCUGUCAUUGGCCGAGACAUGGUAUUUCUGCGGCAGUCCGGCUUUGAAAAGCUCUGUUUUGAAUUGGCUCACUGCCCCUCGAGCUCCCCGAGCUCCCACAGCUCCCACCAUGUCCACCUACGAAGUGGAACACAACACCACCGACCCUUCCUCAACCACCACCACAGGAACAACAACAACCACAACCACAACGCACCCGCGCCGCCCCGACCUCUCCAGCUUCUUCGCGACCCUCUCCGAAAUCACCCCGGAUGAAUCGCAUAGCGCCCACCGGCCGCACGCCGUGCCCGUCCCGCGCGACAUCAGCGCAGCCUUCUACACGCUCGCCGAAGCCUUGAACGUGAUGCGCCGCGACGGGGGCGGGGGCGGAGCCAUCGCCGCGGCGGCGGCAGGUGGGAUCCCCAGCUUCGGGCCGGAGGAUACGGAUGCCGACGUCAGCGGGGGCAGCGAGCUGCUGACGGAGAUGAUUGCGUCGUUGUUGCAGUCGGCGGAGCGGCCGCCCAAGGAGGUGGAGGGGGUGAGUGAGGAGUUUUGCGAUGUGCUCGAUCGCGUGCCCAAGACAUCCUUGAACUCGUCGCAGGUCUGUCCGAUUUGCAAUAACCCCUUCUUGGAGGAUCAGUACCCCCUUGUCGUGCGGUUGCCGUGUCAUCCGACGCAUCUGUUUGAUUUGGAGUGCGUGCGGCCGUGGUUGAGGUUGCGGGGAACGUGUCCGCUCGAUCGCACGGAUUUCGCCAAGCAGGAGAGGGACAAGGCGGAGGCCAGGCGGAAGCCGGCGGUGGAUGAUGAGGAGGAGGAGUGGGAUGGCAUGUAUGGUUAGGUUUACAGAUACGUGCUGAAUAAUAGGGCAUGAUGUUGCGGAACUAUGCCUUUGAACCGCAAAGCUUGAUGUUGAAUUUGCAUAGAGACGUU
Molecule: messenger RNA, 2594 nt
Organism: Aspergillus brunneoviolaceus CBS 621.78
Lineage: Eukaryota; Fungi; Ascomycota; Eurotiomycetes; Eurotiales; Aspergillaceae
Exons: 5
Coding region: 1-2502 (833 amino acids)
Molecular function (GO): oxidoreductase activity
Source: RefSeq, a predicted model, not a curated record